Phoenix dactylifera (date palm) is the source of this 1497-nucleotide messenger RNA. RefSeq names its product protein VERNALIZATION 3-like. The record is from RefSeq and is a predicted model, not a curated record. Lineage: Eukaryota; Viridiplantae; Streptophyta; Magnoliopsida; Arecales; Arecaceae.
CAUCCAUCUCGUUUCCUCAAGCUCUCUUCUUGAGUUCUCCUCUUCCCUUGUCUCACCCUCUUACUCAGGCUAUAUAUAGUAUUAGAUCUACCAUACCCCAUAACUUCGUUCCUGCAACUAUAUUACAAUGUCUGGCGACGCCUUGACUUUAGGAAAAGUGGUGGGGGAUGUGGUGGACCAAUUCCCUAGGACCGUGCCCCUAAAGAUUUUCUACAAUAAUAGGCUACUUUUUAAUGGUGCAGGGCUAAAACCCUCUGCAGUAGUGAAUAGGCCCAGCGUUGACGUUGGAGGAGAUGAUCUCCGGACAUUCUACACGCUCGUGAUGGUGGAUCCAGAUGCACCAAACCCAAGCAAUCCGACGUUAAGAGAGUACUUGCACUGGAUGGUCACAGACAUCCCUGGAUCAACGGAUACAAAUUUCGGGAGGGAGCUGACGACUUAUGAAAGCCCGGGACCGGCGUUCGGGAUCCACCGGAUGGUGUUCGCGCUGUUCCACCAGUUGGGCAGAGAGACAGUAUUCGCUACUCCGACGCGGAACAACUUCAACACCAGAGAUUUCGCUCAGGAAAACCAUCUGGGGCUGCCGGUUGCCGCGGCAUACUUCAACUGCCAGAGGGAGGGGGGCUGCGGCGGCAGAAGAUUCUAAAGCGACUAUUGAUGUCAUGGAGCAAUAAGUCAUAGCAUAAAAUUAGUAGAUGAGAGAGCGUUGAUGUCAUGGAGCAAUAAGCUAUUACCAUAAAAUUAGUAGAUAACAACGUACGUAUCGUUGUAACCUAUGCCUAACUUUUAAAUAAACAUCAAGUCAGCAUCUCCAGCUACUUUACCUACUUUACCUGCCUUCUAUAAACAUCCUGUCCACACACCUCCAUCCUCUCGUAUCAAGUCAAUAAGCAAAAAAACAAACAUCCUGUCAUGGAACUGGAAGAACCUAGCUUCUUUUUCUUUUUUUUACUGAAAGAAUGGAACCUAUGGCUAACUUUUAAAUAAACAUCAAGUCAGCAUCUCCAGCUACUUUACCUGCCUUCAAUAAACAUCCUGUCCGCACACCUCCAUCCUCUCGUAUCAAGUCAAUAAGCAAAAAAACAAACAUCCUGUCAUGGAACUGGAAGAACCUAGCUUCUUCUUUUUUUUACUGAAAGAAUGGAACCUAUAGCUAACUUUUAAAUAAACAUCAAUGUCAGUAUCUCCAGCUACUUUACCUGCCUUCUAUAAUAAUGUUCUUCAGCGAUACACAUAUGAAGUGAUAUAAUAUAUUACGAACAUAAGAGUUGAAAAAGUUCGCACGGAUGCACUAUAGGGACUGAAAUCAAUUCGGUCAUUCGAGAUGGACGGACAUGCAUGCAAAUAUAGAAUAUGGUCCAUGGUGCAACUUGCACAGAUCGCAGUAUCAAUUUUUGGAGGCAUGGAACAAUGAAUAUUUUGACACGAUGAUGAUACAAGAAUUUAAGAAAUUACUAGGAAUAAUAGAAACAGCCUCCUGAAUAUAGUUAAAACCUA